Messenger RNA from Rotaria socialis, 1704 nucleotides. The record is from the annotation of a GenBank genome assembly. NCBI's taxonomy places the organism in Eukaryota, Metazoa, Rotifera, Eurotatoria, Philodinida, Philodinidae.
AUGAUGCUUACAUCAGGAUGGAGUAACACGAAUAACGUUCGUUUACCUUUAAUAUCAUCGAAUAUAGGGGAUACGUCUCAACAACAGCAACAACAAAAACAACGGCAGCAACAAGAACAACUACUACUACAAGAAACGCCACGUCGUCCACCAUCAAAUGAUAGUACUCAGUCUAUUGAUAAUGCAUAUUCUCUUGAACAUUUAUUUAUAGCCUUACGUCGUCGAAUAAAACAUAUAGUUCAAACUUAUAAUGUAAAAGCAUUUCAUGAAACAUUAAAAAUGUGUGCACGUCUUUUUAAAUCCUACGCAAGUUAUAAUUUAACUACAAUCGAUGAGUUUGUUCGUCUUCUUAAUAAAAAUGCACGUGAUAAUAAAAAAGUCUUAACCGUUAUUGAUCAAUUUCGUCUUCAAUUAGCUGAACUUCGUCAUUGCCAUUCGACAUUUGAAGCUGAAUUAUUAGUUACAACAUUAGCCAUUGAUUUUCAUGAAGAUGAAUCUGAACAACAACAAUCAAAUUUACUUUUAUCAAAAGGAAAAUUCUCGCCAAGAAGUCGUAUAUCAAAAGUUCGCGUUCGAUAUAUUCGACAAGCAGCAGAAUUGAAAAUACAAUUAAAAAAAAUCAAUGAACAAAUACAAGUUUUACUUCAUGAUGAAUUUUAUGCGAAUGCAUCAACUCUAUGGGAUGAAAGCGAGAAAUAUAUUUCAGCAUCGAUACCAUUUCAUGAUCAUCAUAUGACAUAUGUGCUUCGUCUUAUACCUGAUAUUGUCUUAAAAUUUGAAUAUGCUUUACAAUUAUGUACAAAACUAUUUGAUCUUGAAACAACAAUGCUUGAAACUUAUUCGCAAACAAAUCGUUUCAAUGAUAAUAAUAAUCACAAUAAUAACCAUCUUCAUAAUGAUCACGAUUAUAAUAAUAAUGAUAAUAAUCAUGUCGAAAAUAAUCACGAUCAGGAUAAUCACAAGAAUAAUAGUAUUCAUCAUCAUCAUCAGCAGCAUAAUAAUAUUAAUACUAUUGAAAAUAAUAAUAAUAAUGGUGUUAGUAUUAAAAGUUACACAGGAACAACAUCUGUUACAAUGAUCACGUUGACUCCUCGCUCUUGUCAUAAUCAACAACAUGAAUCGCAAGAAGUCAUUUUAGAAGAUAAUCAUAAGAUAAUAAAACCAAAUGAAAAUGUUCAUAAACCAUCAAAUUUUUUUUCAGCCGAUGUAACAAGUAAUUCAUCAGCUUCAUCAGAUGUUAAAUUGCCAAUUGCUAAUAAAAGUCCCAUAUCAUCCAUAUACCGUAACGAUCCAUUAGAUAUAAUUAGUCAACAUGAGGAUAAUCCGAUAUUUCCUCCAUUAUUUUCAUCAAAUGUGAAACCAAUCAAUCAAAGAAGUGAUCAAAGUAAACUACAAAUACUUAUUGAGCAACUUGAUAAACGUUUAGCUGAUGAAGAAAUAUAUCGUAAACGUCUUCUGAAUUGUGUACAACAAGCAUCGAGAAAAUCAGAACAAAUAAAUCGUUUUCCAAAAAAUAAUAUGCUAACAUUAGUUAUGUCUCAUCAACCAGCUAUUACGGAAUAUCAAAAAGGACUCUAUUUAAGAGAUUAUCAAAUUCAUAAAAGUGUUACUGAUGAAUUAAAUAUUGCACUUCGAGAAACGCAACAUCGAAUCGAUUGGAUUAAUACGGUUCGACAGCGAGCUUUUCAAUGUUUUCGUCAAUAG